Saccharomyces paradoxus is the source of this 1848-nucleotide messenger RNA. RefSeq names its product Aip1p (gene AIP1). The record is from RefSeq and is a predicted model, not a curated record. The transcript has a single exon. The coding region runs from base 1 to 1848 and encodes 615 amino acids. Gene Ontology annotation, molecular function: actin filament binding. Gene Ontology annotation, biological process: actin filament depolymerization; positive regulation of actin filament depolymerization. Gene Ontology annotation, cellular component: cortical actin cytoskeleton. NCBI's taxonomy places the organism in Eukaryota, Fungi, Ascomycota, Saccharomycetes, Saccharomycetales, Saccharomycetaceae.
AUGUCAUCUGUCUCCUUGAAGGAAAUUAUACCACCUCAGCCUUCGACACAGCGUAACUUUACCACGCAUUUGUCAUAUGACUCUACAACCAAUGCAAUUGCUUAUCCAUGUGGCAAAUCUGCCUUUGUGCGUUGUUUGGACGACGAAGACAGUAAAAUGCCCUCAGUAGUACAAUUUACUGGCCAUGGCUCCUCAGUAGUCACAACAGUGAAAUUCUCUCCCAUUAAGGGUUCUCAGUAUCUAUGCUCCGGUGAUGAAUCCGGAAAAGUGAUUGUUUGGGGGUGGACUUUCGACAAAGAAAGCAACUCUGUCGAGGUGAAUGUUAAGUCUGAAUUUCAAGUUUUAGCAGGUCCAAUCAGCGAUAUAUCCUGGGAUUUUGAAGGGCGAAGACUCUGCGUCGUGGGGGAAGGUCGUGAUAACUUUGGUGUUUUCAUAUCCUGGGAUUCUGGUAACUCCCUUGGUGAAAUUUCGGGUCACUCGCAACGUAUUAAUGCUUGUCAUUUAAAACAAUCUAGACCUAUGAGAUCGAUGACAGUUGGGGAUGAUGGAUCAGUUGUCUUCUACCAAGGGCCUCCAUUUAAGUUCUCUGCCAGUGACAGAAUACAUCACAAACAAGGUUCCUUUGUAAGAGAUGUUGAAUUUUCACCGGCCAGUGGUGAAUUUGUCGUUACAGUAGGAUCUGAUAGAAAGAUUUCAUGCUUUGAUGGUAAAACAGGUGAGUUCAUCAAAUAUAUAAAGGAUGACCAAGAGCCAGUUCAAGGUGGUAUAUUUGCGUUAUCGUGGCUUGAUUCCCAAAAGUUUGCUACCGUAGGGGCAGACGCUGCCAUUAGAGUUUGGGAUGUCACAACGUCAAAAUGCAUUCAAAAAUGGACCUUAGACAAGCAGCAACUGGGCAAUCAACAAGUAGGUGUUGUUGCAACUGGAAGUGGAAAAAUUAUUUCUCUUUCAUUGGAUGGAACUUUAAGUUUCUAUGAACUUGGACGUGAUGAGGUUUUGAAAACUAUUAGUGGUCAUAACAAGGGUAUUACUGCAUUAACAGUCAACCCGCUAAUCAGCGGGUCAUACGAUGGUAGGAUUAUGGAAUGGUCUAGCUUUUCCGUGCACCAAGAUCAUACCAACUUGAUUGUUUCAUUAGACAAUAGUAAGUCGCAAGAAUACUCCAGUAUUUCUUGGGAUGAUACUUUGAAAGUGAACGGUAUUACUAAGCACGAAUUUGGAUCACAGCCAAAGAUUGCUAGCGUAAACGAUGAUGGCUUGGCGGCAGUAAUUACAAAUGAUGAUGAUCUGCUAAUAUUGCAAUCUUUCACGGGCGAUAUUAUCAAGAGUGUGAGAUUAAAGUCGGCGGGUUCUGCCGUUAGCAUGAGUCAAAAUUAUGUUGCAGUUGGCUUGGAAGAAGGUAAUGCUAUCCAGGUAUUCAAAUUAUCAGAUUUGGAGGUCAGUUUUGAAUUAAAAACACCUCUUCGCGCAAAACCCUCCUACAUAUCAAUUUCGCCAUCCGAAACAUAUAUCGCUGCCGGAGAUGUUAUGGGUAAGAUAUUACUAUAUGAUUUGCAAUCAAAAGAAGUCAAAACUUCGAGAUGGGCUUUUCAUACUAGUAAAAUCAACGCCAUUUCAUGGAAACCUGCUGUAAAAGGCGCAAAUGAAGAGGAAAUUGAAGAGGAUUUAGUUGCCACUGGUUCUUUAGAUACUAAUAUCUUUAUUUACUCCGUUAAAAGACCCAUGAAGAUCAUUAAGGCGUUGAAUGCUCACAAGGAUGGCGUUAACAAUCUUUUAUGGGAAACACCAACUACUUUGGUUAGUGCUGGUGCGGACGCAUGCAUCAAGAGAUGGAAUGUUGACCUCGAGUAG